AUGGACACCCCAGAACCUUCCGUUCUGCUCCUUCCCGACGAUCCCUUCUUCCAUGAGCUGUUCAAUCGCCAUACCCAAGACCCAGAAGCAUGUGUUAUAUAUGACCGAGCCUCGGAGCGCUCGGUUACCCCGUAUCACUUUCUUGUCGAUAUUCUCCAGACUGUCGACAGGGUUCGCCGCAUUUUGAGCCAAGGCGAAGAAACACCAAGUGCCAAUAACAUCUUCGUUUGCGUUCUGGUGCCCUACGGCUAUGAGUAUGCUGUUACUAUACUCGCUCUGCGAGCACUUGGACUCACAGCAGUACCGGUGUCGGAAGCCAUCUUACCUGAGGAGUUCGAGUAUUUCGUUCAAGUCUGCAACGCGACAUAUUUAAUCACAAUUCCUUCACUACAGGAUCAUGCAGAGUCUCUUCUCAGUGGUACUAGCCUCGCCAUUCUAACCCUACAGCUUUCCCUCUCCAUCACACAGCCACUGCCGGUGCUUCGAAAACCUUUACAAGUAUCAGAGACCUGGAAUACAGACCGUGGAGCCAUUCUUCUCUUCACUUCCGGAACCUCAGGCCCUCCUAAAGGUGUACUUCAUACACAUCGCAGCGUCUACAUCGGAGCCAAAGAAUGGAUUGAAACCUAUGGCCUGACCCGCGAUGACCGGAUACUGCUUCCCUGGAACAGCCACUGGUGCGCAGGCUUCAUGAUGCUGUCUGGCUGUAUUCUCGCUGGUACCUGUGCGGAGAUCUGUCCAACAGUCUUCAAUCCCGCCUGGUUCUGGGAGAGAAUCAAGGCUGCAGAGGUCACAUUCCUACAUCUAACACCUAGCCUUCUCGGUCCGGCUAUUGAGUGGUACGCAAGGGAAGUAAUACGUCAGUCUCCACAGGAAGUCGAAGGGUACUUGGUGGGGUCAAGGCGGCUAAGGACUGUCGUUAUUGGGUCGACAACGGUACCGACGCCGGUUGCAGAUUUUUGGAUUGAGAAAGAGGUCAAGUUCGAUCUGCACUAUGGUUGUACCGAGUGCUGGAUGAUCGCUGCGACAGACUGGAGAAAAUCCGAAGGUUUCACACCUCGUCAUGUUGGAAAGCUAGUGUCUGGUGUCGAAACAACUCUCGCAAGUGAGAGUGAAGGCGAGAUGGCGAUAAAGAGUCAAGGGUUAUUUCAGAAAUAUCUGUCCGCUAAUCCUCACAUCAUGAACAACGUAUUCGACGACAAUGGUUAUUAUCUGACCGGUGACUUCAUCCGACGUGGACACGAUGCCAGUCUCUUCAUCCUCGGCCGUGCUUCUCAAGAUGUGGUGCGCUUCUCUGGCUGGAAGGUCUUUACUUUGGACGUUGAAGACGCCCUUCUAAAUAUCCCUCACAUCGCUGCCGCCGUAGUCCUUGGUGUCGACGAUGACACGGUGGGCCAACGGGUCUCUGCUCUUAUUGUGACAAAACCUCAGCUUGAGCAGUCAUUGCCACAGAAAGUAUCCCUUGCCACACUGCGAAGGACUCUUGCUCUCGAGCAACAAUUACCGGUAUACAAGCUGCCAACGCUUAUGCGAGUCUUAGCCCCAGGGGAGGAAAUUCCGCGAACCAACAGCGGCAAAGUAAGCAAAGCAUCAGCUCGGAAGAAGUUCUUCGCGUCAGAUGAUCUUGAUUCCGAGAAAGUGGAAGCGUGGGAUCUGAAUAGGAAAGACGAAGAUCUACCGACAAGAGCAUGGGAUUGGGCUGGAAUUGGAGCACAGUAA
This is a messenger RNA of Penicillium roqueforti, 1719 nucleotides long. Its product is annotated as class I adenylate-forming enzyme family protein. The transcript is spliced from 5 exons. The coding region runs from base 1 to 1719 and encodes 572 amino acids. Gene Ontology annotation, molecular function: medium-chain fatty acid-CoA ligase activity. The record is from RefSeq and is a predicted model, not a curated record. Gene Ontology annotation, biological process: fatty acid metabolic process. NCBI's taxonomy places the organism in Eukaryota, Fungi, Ascomycota, Eurotiomycetes, Eurotiales, Aspergillaceae.